CCACCGCCACCACCACCACCCUCUCUCAUCAGGGAGAGUAUCAAGGUGGAGUCUGCCUCCAUGGGAGUGAAAAAGCCUAAACACUUUGUUCAUCAGCAGGAACAACAACAACAACAGGUCCCAAGAACACCGUCAGCCGUUACAUCCUUAGCAGCGCAGUGUCAGGGAUCUUACAGGUCUUGUGGUCAUAGGCAUAACUCUUCCAAACAGAGUAGUCUCCCCAAGCAGAAGUCACCACUGGCGAGUGCAAACGCUACUGCUACCUUGGAAGGUCCAGUCCAACGAAAGAAGGCCUCAAAGAAUGUGGAUCCACCAAAAGUGUUCCCCAUCGGCACCACUGGCAUAGGGGUAUCGGCAGCAGCGUCAACGGCAUCACUUCCACCUUGGCAACCACGGAAACCGUGGACAGUUACAGAGUCGCACUGUGAAGAGGAUUUGCGUCAAGCAUUGUCCUCUGUCGCCGUGGAGAAUGAAGUGGGAAGUGGUGGAUCGGGUGGUCAGCCUGGACCUCCAACCACGGCUUGGGCUGGGAUGUCGAAAUCUGGGGCUUCCGCCGUUCCACAUUUGGGUGACUUGGAAUUCCCGCCGUUGAGCUCAGCUGUUGGUCAGCACUCUGUCAAGCCGGCUUCAGGUGCUGGUGAUAGUGCGUUUGAUUUGUUGCCAAUGUGGUUAAUGUUAAUAAGGUGA
Messenger RNA from Hydatigera taeniaeformis, 687 nucleotides. Lineage: Eukaryota; Metazoa; Platyhelminthes; Cestoda; Cyclophyllidea; Taeniidae. The record is from the annotation of a GenBank genome assembly.